Molecule: messenger RNA, 811 nt
Organism: Dothidotthia symphoricarpi CBS 119687
Lineage: Eukaryota; Fungi; Ascomycota; Dothideomycetes; Pleosporales; Dothidotthiaceae
Product: PX-domain-containing protein
Exons: 5
Coding region: 160-702 (180 amino acids)
Cellular component (GO): endosome
Molecular function (GO): phosphatidylinositol-3-phosphate binding
Source: RefSeq, a predicted model, not a curated record
GUCAACGAUGGCAAUAUCCUGCAUCCGCAUCGCCAACAAGACUAAACUUCUCGGGCUGCAUGCGCCGUCUGCUGCUGAGAAUCGCCAUCUACCCCUCACGCUCCUACCUUGCUACUCUCCAGCCCCCCCAUCUGACGCGCCACCCGCCCGCGUAAAUGGAUGGCGCUGGUGAGCUCUGAAACUGACUCCAGCACGCCGGGCACGGAUCCUGAGCGCAACAGCUUUAUUCCGCCGUACUGGCAGCGACAUGAGCGCAAUGCCAGUCGCCUGAGCUCUUACUCGUCGGACAAUGGGCGUCCGACGCCGAUUGCACUCGAAGACCACACCGAAGAGGGAUCUGACCAGCUUAACGUGCUCUGGUGCAAGGGUGUCACGAUUGAUGAUUACGUCGUGGUAAGUGGAACGGCCAAGGGCCUGGGGGCGUACGUUGUGUGGAAUUGCACGGUUGAGACUUUGGAUGGUGGCCCCAUGAAGAUACGGAAGAGAUAUUCGGAGUUUGAAGACCUCCGCCAAAAGCUUGUCACGACAUUUCCUCAGGCUGGGGGCUCUAUGCCCCAGUUUCCGCCCAAAUCGGUAAUCUCUCGCUUUAGGCCCAGAUUCCUGGAGAAGCGCAAGGAAGGGCUCACGUAUUUCUUGAACUGUGUGCUGCUGAAUCCGGAGUUUGCUGGGUCGCCGGUGCUGAAAGAGUUUUUGUUUGCUUGAUCGCAUAUACAUGGGAUUGGACAUGCGCGCGUUGUUUAUGGACUGCAAUAUAACGGGUUGGACGUACAUGUAUUGAUUAUGAACAGCAAGAGCAUGGAGCGGUCACGGG